This is a messenger RNA of Perca flavescens (yellow perch), 813 nucleotides long. Its product is annotated as putative nuclease HARBI1. The transcript is spliced from 5 exons. NCBI's taxonomy places the organism in Eukaryota, Metazoa, Chordata, Actinopteri, Perciformes, Percidae. The record is from RefSeq and is a predicted model, not a curated record.
AUGGAGAUUUAUUCUGUGCAUAUAGGGCUACGGUUCUUUGCCAGUGGCAUAUUUUUAUAUGCAGUUGGAGAUGCCGAAAAUUUGAGCAAAGCCACAGUUUGCCGUUCAAUUAGACAAAUGUAUUUAGCGCUUAAAGGAUUCCUGAACAUCUUCAUCACCUUUCCUGGACACAAACGAACAUGCUUCAUUAAGGAGGAAUUCUACAAAAUUGCAGGUUUCCCUAAUGUGAUAGGUGCACUGGACUGCACUCACAUUAGAAUAAAACGCCCCUCAGGUGUUCAUGAGGGAGACUUUGUGAAUAGAAAAUCCUACCACAGUAUCAAUGUUCAGAUGAUCUGUGAUGCUGACUGCACUUUCAGCAAUGUAGAGGCGAAGUGGCCUGGCUCGGUCCAUGACUCCAGAGUCUUUAGGGCCUCUACAAUUUUCCAGCGACUUUCACAAGGGGAAUAUGCUGGUGUUUUGCUUGGUGACAAGGGCUAUGCAUGUUAGCCAUUUCUUCUGACUCCAUUUGCAGACCCCCAGACAGCAGCACAGCACACCUAUAAUCUUGCCCAUGCAAGAUCAAGGGCCCGCAUCGAGAUGGCAUUUGGCCUUUUGAAGUCCCGUUUCCAGUGCCUUCACCACCUAAGAGUCACCCCAGAGAGGGCCUGUGACAUCACGGUUGCCUGCACUGUCCUGCACAUAAUCGCCUGCCUGAGAAAGGAAAGGGCUCCCAGAGUAGCCUUGGAUAUGGACUGGGACAAUGAAGCAAUAUUUCCAGACAAUGUCAAUGGCAGGCUGGUCAGAGACCAAUACGUUGCCAAUUACUUUUGA